Spinacia oleracea (spinach) is the source of this 1284-nucleotide messenger RNA. RefSeq names its product protein MOTHER of FT and TFL1-like. NCBI's taxonomy places the organism in Eukaryota, Viridiplantae, Streptophyta, Magnoliopsida, Caryophyllales, Amaranthaceae. The transcript has 4 exons. The record is from RefSeq and is a predicted model, not a curated record. The coding region runs from base 485 to 1027 and encodes 180 amino acids.
AUCAAACCGUUUAGAAUAUUACGAAACGUAGAGUGAUUAACAAUAUAUACUCGUAAACUCCGUAUAUACUAUCGUAACAUACAUAAAUGGUAACCAAAUAGGUGAAAUUUGGAUGGGAUGAAUUAUAAGUAAAUGAGUGAGAUUUGGGUCCGAAUAUAGAAGUAUAAAAGCAUGAAGUCGGCAGGUGGUGUAACAAUGUUAGAGCAUCGAUCAGGAGACAGAACAUCCUCGGAUAUCCCACACGUGUCCAACUGAGUUACACAGAAAACGUCAAAAUAUGACGUGCGAAAAACUCAGCUCCAAUACUACGUGUCACUCAUUCCACGCCACUUAGCAAAGUCCACUCAGCGACAUGUACAUUUAAAAACACCAAACCCACUUAUGUAAGUCUACGAAUAAUUACGAACCAAACCCAAUAAAUAUUUGGUAAGUCCAUAUAAUCUCUUACAUGCAAAAAAAAAAAAAAAAAAAACUAUAGCUCAAAAUGACAACCAUGGUAAGAUCAAUCGACCCGUUGGUGGUCGGACGGGUAAUCGGAGAUGUGCUCGACAUGUUUGUUCCGAUGGUCGAUUUUCGGGUUCAGUAUGGUACUAAACACAUUUUUAAUGGUUGCGAAAUCAAACCUUCACUUGCUACUGAUAGACCUCUUGUUCAUAUUUCGGGUCUUCCUUCCACGGACAAUCUUUAUACCAUUAUCAUGAUAGAUCCGGAUGCUCCAAGUCCUAGUGAGCCCAAGAUGAAAGAAUGGCUUCAUUGGAUUGUUGUUGAUAUUCCUCAAGGAAUGGAUGCUUCCAAAGGAAGAGAGUUGGUAGAGUACAUGGGCCCGAAACCGCCAACCGGAAUACACCGGUAUGUAUUUGUGUUGUUCAGACAGAAAGGAGCAAUCGCAAAGCAGUGGCAACUGCCAAGUGCACGUAACAACUUCAGCACCCGGAGUUUUGCUGCGUAUAACGGGCUUGGUUUACCGGUUGCUGCCGUUUAUUUCAACUCCCAGAAAGAGGCUGCCAAUAAAAAACUUAGGACUUGAUUCUGCGUUUUGCUAGGGAUAAUUAUGUAAUUGUAGUAUGUGAGCGGUGUGAAUAUUAUUGUUUUUAGUUUGCUUUUAUUUCCUGUCUGUGUUUAAAGUCUUUCUCAAUUAUUGCAAUACACGAAGUAAUAAUUAGUAGUGUUACUGUGUUAGUGUGAUGUAUAAUAUGGUUUUGUACCACGCACGCUGCACGUACGUAAUUAAGUAAAUUGUAGAUAUAUUGUGGUAGUGGUUGUAACCGAAUAUCAGCGAUGAUA